Molecule: messenger RNA, 378 nt
Organism: Hyaloscypha bicolor E
Lineage: Eukaryota; Fungi; Ascomycota; Leotiomycetes; Helotiales; Hyaloscyphaceae
Exons: 2
Coding region: 6-173 (55 amino acids)
Source: RefSeq, a predicted model, not a curated record
GCUAUAUGAGCAGGAACCGCUUCCAGGAGUUAUAUAUGCGUGUGAGAAUAUAUGGAGAGAACGUUAAAGGACCAUAUGCGAAAGUCGAGCCCUUAAGUUCACACAUUCAGGAGGUUAAUUUGGGUGUUUGGAAGCCGGAACGGAACUUGGCAAUUGAUGAGAUAAUCGUAUGAUUUGAAGGUCGAUCUAAAGAAACAACCACUGUUCCAAAUAAGCCCAUACCUACAGGAUAUAAGGUCUGGGGGGCAGCCCAGAGGGGGUUCUUACUCGUAUGGAACUGGCAUAUUCCUGGUCAAAAAAAUGGCCCUGUGGGAGUACGUACUCCACGAGCGCUUGGUGGGAUAAUUAAGGCUGGAAACGGAGGAAACAAGACACAAG